Chiloscyllium plagiosum (whitespotted bambooshark) is the source of this 10981-nucleotide messenger RNA. The record is from RefSeq and is a predicted model, not a curated record. Lineage: Eukaryota; Metazoa; Chordata; Chondrichthyes; Orectolobiformes; Hemiscylliidae.
GAGAGCAGAACCACUGAGAAUAGGUGCCUACGCUUCGACUGUGCGGCAAUUUAACCAAGCACAGAGGAAAAUACUUGGUGAAAUUAAGAAUUCGAAGUGUCGGAAGGAAUAUUGGCGGCCCUGACUGGUGACGCUAACCGAAUGUAGCCUGGGAUCUGUGAUUCUGCUAAAUAAUCCAGUCCGGUAACAAUGGCGUAUUCACAAAGCAACAACGCCUUGAAAUUCACGGUGAUAUUUUUUAUUUUCCUCGUCUGUGCACUGGAUGUGGUUUCUGGGCAGAUUCGCUAUUCGGUUUCCGAAGAAGAGGAGCAGCGCUCUAUCAUUGGUAAUAUUGCUGAAGAUUUGGGAAUGGAUACUGGAACAUUUUUAGUUCGGAAAGGUCGUCUGGUCUCUGACUACACAAAGCGCUAUUUAGAAAUAAAUUUGCAAAAUGGGAUGUUAUUUGUCAAUGAGAGAAUGGAUAGAGACCAACUUUGUGGACCAAUUCCCAUUUGUAUUAUUUCUUUCCAAAUUGUUUUUGAAAAUUCUCCCGAAAUGUACCGCGGUGAAGUGGAGAUUGUUGAUAUUAACGAUAAUGCUCCCAGUUUUCCGGAGAGUACCAUUCUCUUACAGAUGGCCGAAAGCAUUGCAGCAGGCUCGCGAUUCCCACUAGAGAGCGCCCUAGAUCCAGACGUGGGGAUAAACUCAGUCACGACUUACAGCCUCAGCCAAAAUGCACACUUCAGUUUACAAGUGGAGACUGCAGAAGACGGUGCUAAAACUAUCGAGUUGCUGUUGGAGAAACAGUUGGACCGCGAAAGUCAGGCAUCUCUUCAGCUGUUGCUGACAGCCACCGACGGGGCGAGUCCUCACAGAUCGGGGACUGCUCAGAUUCUCGUUACAGUGUUGGACAGCAACGAUAACGCGCCUGUAUUCGAUCGUAAAGUCUAUAAGGUCAACCUAGUAGAAAAUUCUCCCAGGGGAACCUUAAUAGUUACAGUCCAUGCCACUGAUCCAGACGAAGGUUCGAAUGCUGAGGUAACCUAUACUUUCAGUAACCGUGUUUCACAGAAAAUGCAUGAAUUGUUCUAUUUGGAUCCGCGAACAGGAGACAUUACUGUUCAAGGAAUGCCUGAUUUUGAAGAAGCAGGUAGUUAUUCGCUUGAUAUUCAAGCUGUAGACCAUGGUUCGCCAGAAAUUGCAGGGCAUUCUAAAGUCUUAAUUAAAGUAACUGACGUGAAUGAUAACGCCCCUGAGGUAAAAGUGACCGUAGUAUCUAACAUGGUGCCAGAAGAUGCAGCACAAGGGACACUGGUAGCUUUAAUCAAUGUAAUAGAUCGUGAUUCUGGACAAAACGGACAGGUCCACUGUCAGAUUCCUUUGGACAUUCCCUUCAAGCUUCAAACAUCUUUGAGCAACAAGUACAAGUUGAUUACUAGCGGCUUGUUGGAUCGCGAAGUUAAUCCUUUGUACAAUAUACCUAUUACAGCAUGGGACCUGGGGUCAUCACCACUAUCAACAAAUAAAACCAUCCAGAUCUCUCUUUCUGACGUAAAUGACAACUAUCCCCGGUUUGCUCGACCCACGUACACUAUAUAUGUGAUGGAGAACAAUGCUCCGGGUGCUUCAAUUUCCACAGUGAAUGCGUUCGAUCCUGAUAUGAAUCAGAAUUCACAUAUUACCUACUCCUUCACGACAAAUCUUAUUCAAGAUUUGCCAGUGGAUACGUACCUCAAUAUUAAUUCCAUGAACGGGACCAUUUACGCACUGCGCUCUUUUGACUAUGAACAACUAAAAAACUUCCAGGUCCAAGUUCAAGCCCGUGAUGAGGGAGUUCCUUCAUUGAGUAGCAGCUCAACAGUCAAAGUGAUUAUCCUGGAUCAAAAUGACAAUGCUCCAGUCAUUAUUUCACCGUCAGCACAGAGCGGAUUAGCAGCGGAAGUGAUUGUGCCUCAGGCAGCGAGCCAGGGUUACUUGGUCACCAAGAUAAUUGCAACUGAUGCUGAUUCUGGUCAGAACGCACGGCUAUUCUACCAAGUGCUGAAAGCCAGUUACUCCAGUUUGUUCAACGUGGGGCAUAACACUGGCGAAAUCAGAACAACGCGAGGCAUUUUGGAGCAAGAUGCCUCAACACAUUCUCUGGUCAUCUUGGUGAGGGAUAAUGGACAACCAAGCCUCUCCAGCACCAUUGCAAUCAUCUUUUUGAUUAUGGGAAAUGUCACUGAAAUGUUCUCCGAGGCUAGUAAUUUCGUUACAAAUUCUGAACAUGUGUCAGAUAUAAAUCUUUAUUUAAUUGUCAUUUUAGGUUCAACUUCGUUUAUAUUUUUUGUAACCAUUAUCUUGUUGAUUGGCAUUAGAUGUAAACAAGGCAGAAAUAAUAUCGAAGACUACAACUCCCCAGGUUGCUGCUACAGACUCGAUGAUUCCAAUGAUGUUUAUAACCCGACACCUACCCUGAAUGAAUCUUUAAAGUAUACUGGGGCUGGUGAGAUUGUUCGUGUCCCUGAAACGCAUCAUUAUGCGGUUUGUUUGUCUCCGGAAUCAGCAAAGAGUGAUUUUCUGUUUUUGAAACCCUACACUCCGCCCAUAUCUCAGGACUAUUUACAGUUCAUUACAGAAUCAUCAUUCACCACCGCCUUAAAAUACAAGCUAUUCGAUCUAAUAUUACUUCUGCUUUUGUCAGACCUGGCUUUCGGAAAAAUUCGCUACUCCAUUCGCGAGGAAAUGGAGCCUGGCGCUUUUGUUGGAAAUAUCGCGGAAGAUUUAGGAUUGAACGUCCGCAGGUUGUCAGGUCGACAAUUCCGACUGGCGUCUGCUGAUAAAAGGCAGUGUCUGAAGGUAAAUAUAGAGACGGGUGCUUUAUUUACGAAGGAAAGGAUAGAUCGAGAGAAACUGUGUGGACAGAUGUCAGUUUGUGUACUCCCUUUCGAGAUUGUCGUAGAACAACCUUUGGAGAUGUUCCGCGGGGAAGUGGAGAUUGUUGAUAUUAACGACAAUGCGCCCAGUUUCCCGGAGAGUACCAUACUUUCACAAAUGGCGGAAUCCAUAACAACAGGCUCCCGAUUUCCGCUAGAGAGCGCUCUCGAUCCAGACGUGGGAAUGAAUACCGUCAUGACUUACAGCCUCAGCCCAAAUGCGCACUUCAGUCUACAAGUGGAGACCGCCGAAGAUGGUGCAAACAUUGUCGAGCUGUUGUUGGAGAAACCGUUGGAUCGCGAAAGUCAAUCAUCUUUUCAACUGGUGCUGACAGCCGCCGACGGAGGGAGUCCUCCCAGAUCCGGGACCGCUCGUAUUCUCAUUACAGUGCUGGACAGCAACGAUAAUGCGCCCGUAUUCGAUCGCAAAGUUUACAGGGUCGACCUGGUAGAGAACUCACCCAGGGGCACCUUGGUGGCUACAGUCCAUGCCACUGAUCCAGACGAAGGUUCGAAUGCUGAGGUAACCUACACUUUCAGUAACCGUGUUUCACAGAGUGUACAAGAAUUGUUCAGCUUGGAUUCUCGAACGGGAGAGAUUAGAAUCCAAGGUGCAAUUGAUUAUGAAGAAGAUGACACGUAUUCUCUGGAUCUUCAAGCUCUGGACAAUGGUUCACCUGUAAUUUCAGGGCAUUGUAAAGUCGUGAUUAGGGUAAUUGAUGUGAAUGAUAAUGCCCCAGAAAUUUUACUGACGUCUGUGGUUAGCAUGGUUCCAGAAAGUGCUACUGUUGGGACUGUAACAGCUUUGAUCAACGUAAUAGAUCGUGAUAGUGGAAAAAACGGACAGGUGCACUGUAAAGUCCCGAUGAACGUUCCUUUUAAACUUCAAAUCUCUUCAAGUACCCAUUAUAAAUUGAUAACCACAGCGCCACUGGAUCGUGAAGCUACUCCUGGAUAUAAUGUAUCCAUUUUAGCCUGGGACUCGGGGAGGCCCUCUUGGUCAUCAAAUAAAACCGUCCAGAUUUCCGUUCUUGACGAAAAUGAUAACGCUCCAAUGUUUGUGCGACGCACGUACACAGUGUAUGUGACAGAGAACAACUUUCCGGGUGCUUCUAUUUUCACUGUGACUGCGUCCGACCCUGACCUGGAUCAGAAUUCCUAUGUCUUUUAUUCUUUCAAAGAGACCUUUGGAGAUUCACCGGUGGCCACCUACCUUAAAGUCAAUUCUAUGAACGGGACCAUUUACGCACAGCGCUCAUUUGACUAUGAACAGUUGAAGAGCUUCCAGGUCCAAGUUCAAGCCCGUGAUGCUGGAGUUCCUCCACUGAGCAGCAGCGCAACACUCAAUGUAAUUAUCCUGGAUCAAAAUGACAACGCUCCAGUCAUUGUUUCACCGUCAGCACAGAGCGGAUCAGAAGCGGAGGUGAUCGUGCCUCAGUCAGCGAGCCAAGGUUAUUUGGUCACCAAAAUAAUCGCAACUGAUGCCGAUUCCGGUCAGAACGCACGGCUAUUUUACCAGGCGGUGAAAGCCACUGUUCCCAGUUUAUUCAGUGUGGGGCUUAACACUGGCGAAAUCAGAACAACCCGAGCCAUUUUGGAGCAAGAUGCCUCCACACAAUCUCUGGUCAUCUUGGUGAGGGAUAAUGGGCAGCCCACCCUCUCUAGCACCCUUACAAUCGUCUUGUUACUUUUUGGCAAUAUGACUGAAAGAUCUUCAGAUCAGAACAAUCUGGUCAGGGAAACUGAACAACAUUCCCAGUUAAAUCUUUAUUUGAUCAUCACUUUGGGAUCAACAUCUUUUUUAUUCCUUGCAAUUAUCAUUUUCCUUUUUGGCAUCAAGUGCAAACAAGACAGGAGUUUUCCUAAAGCCAACUCCACAAUAUGUUGUUGUAAAUCAGAAGAUUCCAUUGAUGGAUUUAGUCAAAGACCCGAGCCGAAAGCUUCUACAAAUUACUGUGGGCAAACUCUGCCCGUUUCUGACACUUAUCGUUAUACUGUCUGUUUAUCACCAGAAUCAUCCAAGAGCGAUUUUUUGUUCCUAAAGCCUUGCAAUCCUACCUUGCCACAGGAGCUGGAAAGCAUUCAGAGCAGAACAAUGGCGAAUUUGCAGAGCAACGACGCCUCAGCAUUCAAAACGUUCGCUUUUAUUUUUCUGUUAAGUACACCAGAUUUGAUUUUUGGACAAAUUCGUUAUUCGUUUCCCGAGGAGCUGGAACCAGAUGCUUUAAUUGGGAAUAUCGCUAGGGACUUGGGACUGAAUGCACGGCAACUGUCAGCUCGCAAAUUCCGACUCUCCUCUGAUGCUGGAAGCCAGUAUAUGAAGGUUAGUGUGGAUAAUGGCGAUUUAUCCAUUCGCGAGAGAAUCGACAGGGAACAUAUCUGUGGACCAGUAGCUAGAUGUGUUCUUCCUUUUGAAGUGGUAGUAGAAAAUCCUUUCGAGAUUUAUCGCGGUGAAGUGGAGAUUUUGGACAUAAAUGAUAAUGCGCCCAGUUUCACGGAUAGCACCAUUACCCUACAGAUGGCUGAAUCAAUUGCACCAGGGGCACGCUUCCCACUCGAGAGUGCGCAGGAUCCGGACGUUGGGAUAAAUGCUGUCACCACCUAUACACUCAGUUCCAACCAGCACUUCGGCCUAAAAGUGCAGACAACGGAGGACGGCGUUAAAAUUGUCGAAUUAUUGUUGGAGAAAGCUCUGGACCGCGAGCAGAAUCCGUCCUUUCAGCUUGUACUGACAGCUACUGAUGGAGGGACUCCUCCCAGAUCUGGUACCGUCCAGAUCCUCAUUACCGUAUUGGAUAGUAAUGAUAACUCGCCAGUUUUCGAUCGUGCAAUUUACCGGAGUAGCUUAGCAGAAAACUCACCUAAGGGAACCUUGGUGAUCAGGGUCAGCGCUAAUGAUUUGGACGAAGGUUCGAAUGCUGAGGUAACCUAUUCUUUCAGCAAACUUGCCUCCCCACGGGUGAGAGAAUUAUUUCGUUUGAACCCCAGAACAGGGGAGAUCAAAGUCGAAGGAACAGUAGACUUUGAAAAAACAAACAGUUAUUCACUUGAUGUACAAGCUGUGGACAAAGGCUCACCUGCAAUUGCGGGACAUUCAAAAGUCCUUAUUAAGGUCAUUGAUGUAAACGACAACGCCCCCGAGAUAAAGGUGACACCUGUGUCCAGCACAGUCUCCGAGGAUGUUGCGCCAGGAACUUUGAUAUCUUUGAUCAAUGUAAUGGAUCAGGAUUCUGGUAAAAAUGGGCAGGUAAACUGUCAGAUUUCAAAGCUCAUCCCGUUUAAGCUUCAAGAAUCUUCUAGCAACCAUUACAAAUUGAUUUCCAGCGGUUUGCUGGAUCGUGAAACAGUCUCUACUUAUGACAUAUUAUUUUUAGCCAGGGAUUCGGGGUCUCCAUCACUAUCAACAAAUGUAACCAUCAGGAUUUCGGUUUCUGAUGUAAAUGAUAAUGCCCCUCAAUUUGCCCAAAUGUCGUACACCGUGUAUGUGAUGGAGAACAAUGCACCCGGUGCCUCGGUUUUCAGAGUCACUGCUCUGGAUGCAGACACGGACGGGAAUUCCUUUGUUUCCUAUGAUAUAAUGGCAAGCAAGGUCCAAGAUUUUCAAGCAUCUUCUUUGAUCAAUGUUAACUCCAAUAAUGGGGACAUUUACGCACUGCGCUCUUUUGACUACGAGCAAAUGAAGAGCUUCCAGGUCCAAGUUCAAGCCCGUGAUUCUGGAGUUCCUCCGCUGAGCAGCAGUGCAACAGUCAAUGUGAUUAUUCUAGAUCAAAAUGACAAUGCUCCAGUCAUUGUUUCACCCUCUGCACAGAGUGGAUCAGCAGCGGAGAUAAUCGUGCCUCAGUCAGCCGGCCAGGGUUACUUGGUCACCAAAAUAAUUGCAACUGAUGCUGAUUCUGGUCAGAACGCUCGGCUGUUUUAUCAAGUCAUAAAAACCACUGAUCCCAGUUUGUUCACUGUCGGGCCUAACUCUGGAGAAAUCAGAACAGCCCGAGAUAUUUUGGAGCAAGAAGCGUCCAGGCAACGGUUAGUGGUAUCGGUGAAAGACAAUGGGCAGCCAAGCCUCUCCAGCACUGCUACAAUCCUCUUCUCAAUCUUGGCGAACUUUACUGAACGAUUCGAUGAAAGUAAAACCUUUGUCAGUAAUCCUGAAGAUAUAUCUGAUUUAAAUCUCUAUUUAAUUGUGGCUUUAGGUUCAACUACCUUAAUAUUUCUCGUGACCAUAAUUUUCCUGAUUGGAAUCAAAUGUAAACAGGACAGAGGCAUCAUUGAAAAUUACAGCUCCCCAGUAUGUUGCUGCACACGGGAGGAUUCAAAUUAUUCAUAUACUGAACGACCUGUAGCAACAGAUCCUUUAAAUUAUGCCGGUGUUGGCGAAAUUGGUCCCAAUGCUGAACCAUAUCGCUAUACAGUUUGCCUUUCUCCGGAAUCUUCCAAGACUGAUUUUUUGUUCUUGAAACCUUUUACUUCAACUUUGCCACAAACAAUGGCGAAAUCGCGGUGGUGUGGAACGUCCUUUAUUUGCCUGCUUUGUGCGUUCGACCUGGUUACGGGACAAAUUCGCUACUCUAUCCCUGAGGAACUGGAACGCGGGGCCUUUGUUGGGAAGAUCACGGAGGAUUUAAAACUAGAAGCUUGGGAAUUGUCUGCUCAUAAAUGCCGGCUUGUGGCCAACGAGGGAAAACAGUAUAUUGAGGUAAAUCUGGAGGACGGGAAUUUAUUUGUCAAUGAAAGAAUCGACAGAGAACAGAUUUGCAUGCAAAGCUCUACUUGUUCCCUUUCUUUUGAAUUAGAGCUCCAUAAUCCGUCGGAAAUGCAUCGAGUUGUUGUGGAAGUACUAGACAUAAAUGAUAAUUCUCCUCAAUUUUCCAAGGACGAAUUUUCUUUGCAAAUCAGUGAGCUAAUUGCACCAGGGGCGCGGUUUCCUCUUGAGAGUGCGCGUGACCCGGAUGUAGGGACAAACACGAUCAGCACGUAUCAAAUCAGUCCAAACGAACAUUUCCGUAUUAUAGUGCAGACCAGAAGUGAUGGCAGUAAGAGUGCUGAGUUGAUAUUGGACAAGUCAUUAGAUCAUGAACAGCAGUCUGCCUUUCAUCUGACAUUGACAGCUAUCGACGGUGGAAUUCCUCCCAGAUCUGGCGCGGCUCGAGUGAUUAUUAUCGUCGUGGACAUCAAUGAUAAUGUACCUUUAUUCGAUCGUGAAAUAUACAAGUCGACUAUAGCAGAAAACAGUGCUAAAGGCACCUUAGUUGCAACAAUUAACGCUGUUGAUUUGGAUGAAGGUACGAAUGCUGAGGUAACAUAUUCUUUUACCCAUCACGUAUCCGAAAGAAUUCGCGGGUUGUUCACAUUGGAACCAAACAAUGGAGAGAUUCGAGUUGAAGAGGUAUUAGAUUUUGAAGAAUCGCCUGUUUAUGAACUUGCUGUACAAGCUGUAGAUAAAGCUAUACCUGGACUAGCAGGAUAUGCCAAAGUUAUGGUUAAUUUAAUUGACCGAAAUGACAACUUCCCCGUGAUAGACGUAACGUCAGUAUCCAGCACAGUUUCUGAGGAUACUGUACCUGGGACUGUAAUAGCUGUCAUCACCGUGACAGAUUUAGAUUCGGAGAAAAAUGGGAACGUUCAUUGUAAAGUUACUACAGAUGUUCCAUUUCAACUGCAAAGGUCUUUCAGGAAUAAAUUUGAAUUGGUAACACGCGAUCAGCUGGAUCGUGAAAGAGUGUCAUUCUACAACAUAUCUCUCUCAGCCUGGGACGAGGGUUCUCCCACACUUUCAACCCAUAAAACAGUUUUGAUUGAACUUUCUGACAUCAAUGACAAUGCACCGAGGUUCACACAAUCAUCAUAUAACGUUUAUUUGAUGGAGAACAACACGCCUGGUGCUUCUAUAUUUGCAGUUACCGCUUUAGAUUCUGAUACAGACAAGAAUGGUGACGUGGUGUAUUCUAUUUCGGAGAAUAGUAUGCAAAAGGGUCCUGGAUAUGUCACGAUUAACUCUGAAAAUGGUAAUAUUUACUCACUUCGCUCCUUUGACUAUGAACAUUUGAAACAAUUCCAGAUUUAUGUUCAAGCCCAGGAUUUGGGCUCCCCACGACUGAGUAGCACUGCCACCGUGCAUGUUAUUAUUUUGGAUCAAAAUGACAACGUGCCAGUUAUUAUCUCACCCCUAGUGUGGAACAGUUCAGUACUAUUGGAGAUUACACCACAGUUAGUACAUGUAGGAUACUUAGUUACCAAGAUAAUCGCCACUGAUGCCGAUUCUGGGCAAAAUGCACGGCUUUCCUACCAGUUUUUGGAGGACACUGAUUCCAGUAUGUUUAGUGUGGGUCAUCUAUCUGGAGAAAUUAGAGCAAUACGAAAUAUUAGAGAACACGAAUUCGCUACAGAAAGAUUAAUUCUCCUUGUGAAGGACAAUGGACAGCCAAGUCUCUCCAGUACCGCCACAAUCUCCUUUAUAAUUGUAGCCAAUGUUACAGAAAAAUCUUCCGAACUAACUGACAAACCAAGAUCAUCGGAAUAUUUUUCGGUACCUAAUCAUUAUUUAAUUAUUAUUCUAGGAUCAACAUCAUUUGUGUUUCUUGUUGCCAUCAUUUUACUCGUCAUCUUGAAGUUUAAACAAGACGGAAGUGUUGCCAAAACCUACAACUCCAGUGAACUUUGUCACAAAAGCAACAGUUCGAAUGGCAGUUCUUAUCAUAGAACUGCCCCAAAUGAGUCAUUAAAUUAUACUGGACAUGUUCAAAAUGAAAGCUAUCAUUACACCAUCUGUUUAUCUCCAGAAUCAUCGAAAAGCGACUUUCUGUUUUUAAAGCCCUGUCAUCCUACCUUGCCAUUCAAAGAAACGAAUGUCCAGGACACCAACACGAUGAUUUAACUUAGACAACGAACUUUUCCGUCAUCACGCGAAUGAAGAAUUUACAUUAAAGGUUGAAAAAUCAGAUUCAUUUUGCAUAUUUGAUUAGUUGUUUCUCUUGGUAUAGAAGGCUUGAUAGACUAAAUUUAUUUCAUGUUGUUCCCAUACUGCAGCAUGAUUGUAGUGCUGAAUAUACCUCCCUCUUUUUCGCAAUGCUUGGCAGUGCAUGUGGUGUAAACAUUCACCUGAAGUCUGACUCAAUUUUAAAUUUAUGCUUCUGUCAUUUCCCUCAGUGUUGCACUGUUGGAUUAGUUGUUGUAUAUAUAUAUUCAAAUUGUUAUUAUUAUAGGACAUAAUUUGAAUGUCUUGGAUGAAUUUAUCAAUGAUCGUACAUUUUGAAUAUUUUAGAACUCACGGUGAAUUGAAAUAUUUACCCUUGCAAGUUGUGACUACACUGAUUGAUUCUAAGUAAACAAUUCCCUUGGGUUCUGGGCUAAAACUUGAUCAGCAGUUGGAAACAAAAACAGCUUGCUAAAACCAAACCAAACCCUGAAAUGAGAGAACUGGCCACUCUCAUAUCAUUGUACAAGUGUUUUAAAAGAAAGACUUAAAAACAUUUGCAGAUUUACCCAGGCCUAUUGGAACUGACCGCAUGAUCUCUCUGUAAUAAAAAAAUAACAUUAUCUUGUUAAACGAGCAGCAUUGUCACGAAAAGUGCAAGUACAAAUUUGCAGUUGUAUAGCCCACACACUGAGUUCCAGUACACGUCAGUAUGCACACCCAAAUCCCUCAAGAAUCUCUCCUGAUAAAAUCAGAAUUUAUGCAGAAUUAAAAUACAGUAUAAUGUCAACCAGGAAGUUCUUACCCCUCGAUUAACUUCUUAACUGAAGGCUAUACUGUGUCAAAUAUCAUGAGAUUCGUCUUAAUAUUGUGAAUUGCUGAACUAAACAUAGUUGUGAAGUUUAUUGAAUCGAUGGAAUUUGUAAACCAGCUUAAUUUAUAAUGUGUAUUCCAAUCAUAAAAGAGAAUUGUUCUGUCAGUGUUAUCUGCAGCAAACCUUCACUAACUGGUCAUUUCUCGAGGUUGUUUAUUUAAUCUUUCAUGGGAACACUUAAGUGAAAUCUUGCCUCAAUGGUAAAGUUUUAAAAAUCAGAAUGAUGGAAAGAGUAAGGACAAAAUAAUUCUGAUCCUACCGAAAUAUCUCUCUUCUGAAUAAAGUCAAUGCGACCUGAGCAGU